Vollenhovia emeryi is the source of this 3058-nucleotide messenger RNA. It is a transcript of the gene Sec61alpha, whose product is annotated as protein transport protein Sec61 subunit alpha isoform 2. NCBI's taxonomy places the organism in Eukaryota, Metazoa, Arthropoda, Insecta, Hymenoptera, Formicidae. Gene Ontology annotation, cellular component: membrane; Sec61 translocon complex. Bases 197 to 1627 code for a protein of 476 amino acids. Gene Ontology annotation, molecular function: transmembrane protein transporter activity; signal sequence receptor activity; ribosome binding. The transcript is spliced from 8 exons. The record is from RefSeq and is a predicted model, not a curated record. Gene Ontology annotation, biological process: post-translational protein targeting to membrane, translocation; SRP-dependent cotranslational protein targeting to membrane, translocation.
CACGUGACACUGGCAUAUUGAUACGUGUCGGCGGGGUGAGCCACGACUCCGCUACGCUCUGCCAGUCGUGCAUACGCGGCCGCGUUCGUGCGCGCUUGAUGAGUGGGUACUUGGCGACGGUGUCGUGUCUCGGGAUCCUGUGAGGGAAGGUCACUCGAUCCGCGCCGUUCAGGACAGCCGUGUCGACGCCGACAAGAUGGGAUUCAAAUUUCUCGAGGUGAUCAAGCCGUUCUGCAGUAUACUGCCGGAAAUAGCGAAGCCGCAACGUAAGAUUCAGUUCAGGGAAAAGGUACUAUGGACGGCGAUCACGUUGUUUAUCUUCUUAGUAUGCUGCCAGAUUCCGUUGUUUGGCAUCAUGUCUUCGGACAGCGCCGAUCCGUUCUAUUGGAUCCGCGUGAUACUCGCGUCGAACAGAGGAACCCUCAUGGAGCUGGGUAUCUCGCCGAUCGUCACCUCGGGUCUUAUCAUGCAACUGCUUCACGGCGCAAAGAUUAUUGAGGUCGGCGAUACGCCGAAGGACAGAGCGUUGUUCAACGGCGCGCAAAAACUUUUCGGCAUGGUUAUUACCGUUGGACAAGCGAUCGUUUAUGUGAUGACCGGAAUGUACGGAGACCCGACCGAAAUUGGAGCUGGCGUCUGUCUCCUGAUUAUCAUCCAGUUGUUCGUCGCCGGACUCAUCGUGUUGCUGCUGGACGAGCUUCUCCAGAAAGGAUACGGACUGGGCAGCGGCAUCUCCCUCUUCAUUGCGACUAAUAUUUGCGAGACCAUUGUUUGGAAGGCGUUCUCGCCAGCCACAGUCAACACUGGCCGCGGUACAGAAUUCGAAGGAGCUGUGAUCGCGCUGUUCCACUUGCUGGCCACCAGACAGGACAAAGUUCGCGGCCUGCGCGAAGCGUUCUACAGACAAAAUCUUCCAAAUCUGAUGAAUCUUCUCGCCACCAUUCUAGUGUUCGCCAUCGUUAUCUACUUCCAGGGCUUCCGUGUGGAUCUUCCGAUCAAGUCCGCCAGAUACCGCGGCCAAUACAGCAGCUAUCCGAUCAAGCUGUUUUACACCAGCAACAUUCCGAUCAUUCUGCAGUCGGCUCUGGUGUCCAAUUUGUACGUCAUCUCUCAAAUGUUAGCCGUCAAGUUCCAAGGAAAUCUUAUAGUGAAUCUGCUGGGCGUUUGGUCGGACGUCGGCGGCGGAGGUCCCGCCAGAUCGUAUCCGGUCGGUGGGUUAUGUUAUUACUUAUCACCACCAGAAUCGGUAGGCCAUAUCCUUCAAGAUCCUGUCCACGCCAUGCUCUACAUUCUCUUCAUGCUUGGCUCGUGCGCUUUCUUCUCCAAGACGUGGAUCGAGGUCUCCGGAAGCUCGGCAAAGGAUGUUGCCAAACAACUGCGAGAACAGCAGAUGGUGAUGCGAGGCCACAGAGAUAAUUCCAUGAUUCGCGAACUAAAUCGAUACAUCCCGACCGCCGCGGCAUUCGGCGGACUGUGUAUCGGGGCUCUCUCCGUACUGGCGGACUUCUUGGGCGCGAUCGGUUCCGGUACCGGUAUCUUGCUUGCUGUUACGAUCAUAUACCAAUACUUCGAGAUCUUUGUGAAGGAGCAAAGUGAAAUGGGUGGCAUGAGCACGUUACUCUUCUAAACUUAAUUCAUCUAUAGACUUAAAAAGUGAACUUUUUUAAUUCUGAAGAACUGAGUAAUAAUUUAUUGUAAAGUAAGAGAGUCGAAUUGGCAGCUGUGUGUUUAUGUCGAAGCUCAUGGGAUGAUAGACAUACACCGGCGCCAGACGAAAGUUCCCCGUUGUUAUACAUGAAGUCGUACAUAUUUAACUUAUCAUUGGUAUAUUGUUGAUUCUCUGCUCAAAAGAUUAUACUGUCGAGAGGACAUUUCUUUAAAAAAAAAAAGGUAUGUGCUUCUUUUACGCAAAAUAAUAUAUUAACGCGUGACCAUUGACACACAAUAUACUUUCAAAUCAUUCUGAAAAUAUUACUAUUUUACAUUUACAUUUGUGAGAUCUUUGUUCGUGCAUUAUUGAGAACAGAAGGGCGUAUCCUUUAUUUUUACAUUAAACGUUAUUGAAUCUACGCUGUGUCAAAUGGUACACGAAGCACUAACUGAUAGGGGCAAGAUACAUUGACGGAGCGUAGAGAGAGUAUAAGAACACGAACAUAACAUUUAAUGCUCGCGAGUGCAAGCACGGAGGAUGUAGCCACCGUGCGUACACCGCCGUGCUUGCAUGCAAGAUGUAAUAUCUUUCGUACAACGAGCAGCGUGUACAUAGUAAGAAAGUGAUUAAAUAUUUUCAACAUUUUUUACUAGCGUUUCAGGCUCUGUGAUUUGACGCGGACAGAGCCGUGUGGAAGACUCAAUGGCGUAAAAUCGCGACAUUUAUAUAUGUAUGAAUUGAACCGAUUUUGCAUACGAUUAUAUGAGAUAAUCAUUUCAGUUAGGACGAGACACCCACCUAGGGUAUUCGUACAGCAAUUUCGAACAGCGUUUGUUCAUCUUAGGUAACAUCCAUUCCUAUAUAUUGAUAAUAAAUGCGAAAUAAAUUAAUUUGUUUCUUACAUAUGUAUUUAGGAGAGAGAAUGUGCUUUUAUAAAUAUUAAAACAUAUGUAUAUUUUUCUUUUCGUCUUCCUUGUUUCAUUCCUCGACGGCUUCAUUACGUUUUAUUGCGCGCAUAUAAUCUGCGCUGCGCGUAAUCGCAUCACGACUGAGCGAUAAUUUCCGAGAGUUGUAGAACAAAUUUCUAUCCAUAUUCUUAAUUGAGAAUUAUGACGUUCGAUUAUAUCACAGAAAGGAGGAUCCAUGUAUUAUGUAAUAUGUUACAUACUUAAAGCAGAAUGUAUACAAGAAACCAGUAAAGAUUACUUCCUAUUUUAUACAGUGUAUGUGAUUGUCAUUUUCUACUUUAUAUUCAGGGUUGUUAUAAGAUAUACAUAUAUAUAGAUAUAUAUAUGAAUUAUAACUAUUGUUAUAUAGGAUAUCGAUGUAACAAGGAGAAAACACUAAAUGUCCAAAUGUACUUACUGUUAAUGGUGUUUAAUACAUGAAACCUGUGGGAAUAUUUAA